This is a messenger RNA of Echinops telfairi (small Madagascar hedgehog), 1339 nucleotides long. Its product is annotated as galactoside 2-alpha-L-fucosyltransferase SEC1-like. NCBI's taxonomy places the organism in Eukaryota, Metazoa, Chordata, Mammalia, Afrosoricida, Tenrecidae. The record is from RefSeq and is a predicted model, not a curated record. Gene Ontology annotation, molecular function: galactoside 2-alpha-L-fucosyltransferase activity. Bases 58 to 1239 code for a protein of 393 amino acids. Gene Ontology annotation, cellular component: membrane. The transcript is spliced from 3 exons. Gene Ontology annotation, biological process: carbohydrate metabolic process.
UCAGUUUGGACUUGGAAGGACAGCCUCCCCUGCGCUCAGGCCCUGUCCAAACCCAGGAUGCCCCUCGUCUCACACCCAGACCACCGACCCCGGACCUCAGAGCCAAUGGAAACCACAAAGGAAGGGAGAGCUGGCGCCCCCGAGUGCCCGCAUGGCGUCCCGAAGCCCCCAGCCAGACAGCCACAAGCAAGGUGGCCCAGGAGCUUCAAGGCAGCCUCAGGAGGAUUGCGGAGCGCGUGCCCCGCCUGCUCCACGGUCUACUUCCUCCUCUUUGUCUUUUCGCUGUCCACCGUCUUCCAUUGCCACCUGCGCCUGGCCUCGGUGCCCGCCCCCUGGGCGCACCCAGCUCCCGUGCUCCUGGUCCAAGAGCACGUCUCUCAAGAGGGCGCGUGGACCAUAAACUCCAGAGGCCGGCUGGGGAACCACAUGGGCCAGUACGCCACGCUGUACGCCCUGGCCAAGCUGAACGGGCAGGCGGCCUUCAUCCCAGCGCAGAUGCACAGCGUGCUGGCGCCCAUCUUCCAGAUCUCCCUCCCGGCCCUGCACCGCGCCGUGGCCAGCAGCAUCGCGUGGGAGGACUACCCGCUGCAGGACUGGAUGGAGGAGCGCUACCGCCACAUCUCGGGCCGCUACGUGCGCCUCACGGGCUACCCCUGCUCCUGGACCUUCUACCACCACCUCCGCGCCGACAUCCUGCGCGAGUUCACGCUGCACGAGCACCUGCGCCGCCGGGCCCAGCGCUUCCUCGGGCGGCUGGCGGCGCGGCGGCCGCGGCCGGCCACCUUCAUAGGGGUCCACGUGCGUCGGGGCGACUACGUGCGCGUCAUGCCGCGGGUGUGGAAAGGCGUGCUAGCCGACCGCGGCUACCUGCAGCGGGCCCUGGACUGGUUCCGGGCCCGCCACCACGCCCCGGUCUUCGUGGUGACCAGCGACGACAUGGCCUGGUGUCAUGGGAACAUCGACAGCUCCCAGGGGGAUGUGGUGUUUGCAGGCACCGGCCUGCAAGGCUCGCCCGCCAGGGACCUGGCGCUGCUCACGCAGUGUAACCACACGGUCAUCACGAUUGGUACCUUCGGCUUCUGGGCUGCCUACCUCGCGGGGGGCGACACCAUCUACCUGGCCAACUUCACCCUGCCCGGCUCCCCCUUUGAGCUGGUCUUCAAGCCCAAGGCAGCCUUCCUUCCAGAGUGGGUGGGGAUGGCAGCCGACCUGGGGCAGGCCCUGGAGAAGGGCCCUUAGUUCUGCUGGCUCCACCCCCCUUGCUCUCCAGUCUCUGGAAGUGUGGGGCAGGAAGGGUUGGCCACUUCCUGGCCGGUUGGCAUUGGCCAGGUGACUUACU